AUGCGCCCGUCGAUUGCUAUGCUCGCCCGGUCGGCAUGGAAGGGUCAGUACCGCCGAACACUCCACUUUCACUGGAUCGCCUUCGCGAACUUGGGGAUCCGAUAGCAUUGCCAGGCAUGGGGCGAUUGCUAAAGCUGCGACCCCGUUUUGGUGCUCCUGCAGGGCCGUUCUUCACGUCGUUUCCGAAUGUCGCCGAGUCAUUGCGAACGAACACGCCGAUUCGAACGACCGCCAGAUCGUGUACGAUUCUGCCCAACUUUAUCGGGUGCGUCGCCUUAGGAACAUCGAUAUCGGCGUCGAUCGACGUCGAGUGUGUCAUCGUGCUCAGUCCCCUUGGCGCGAAGGCAGAUCGCUGACUUGCAUGGGGCUACGUCGGCCUGGGAUGGGCAAUAGGAUGCGCUUCCUCGUGCAUAAUGGCAAGCAAUACGUCCCCGUGCAUGUGACGCCGGAAAUGGUCGGCUUCAAACUCGGGCAGUUCGCGCCUUCUAGGCAGCCGUACAAAGGACGGUGA
Molecule: messenger RNA, 511 nt
Organism: Microbotryum saponariae
Lineage: Eukaryota; Fungi; Basidiomycota; Microbotryomycetes; Microbotryales; Microbotryaceae
Source: the annotation of a GenBank genome assembly